Messenger RNA from Suricata suricatta (meerkat), 3012 nucleotides. It is a transcript of the gene KCNN2, whose product is annotated as potassium calcium-activated channel subfamily N member 2. Gene Ontology annotation, biological process: potassium ion transmembrane transport. Gene Ontology annotation, cellular component: neuronal cell body; dendritic spine; plasma membrane. Gene Ontology annotation, molecular function: calmodulin binding; small conductance calcium-activated potassium channel activity. NCBI's taxonomy places the organism in Eukaryota, Metazoa, Chordata, Mammalia, Carnivora, Herpestidae. The record is from RefSeq and is a predicted model, not a curated record. The transcript has 10 exons. Bases 121 to 2697 code for a protein of 858 amino acids.
GUACCCUCGAGCAAGCCGCCUCGCCCCCGCGGGAGAAGCCGGCGGGCCUACCCAUUGUGGCGGCCGGAGGGCCUGAGCGCCGGAGCCGGGGGACCCGGCGGCCGGGGGCGCCAGCCCCUCAUGUUCCGCGGAAGGCACAAAUGUGAUGUCAUGCCCAUUGUUUUGGUGCGCCCGACCAAUCGGACUCUGCGCCUGGAUUCUACCGGAGCCGGCAUGGGCCCUUCCUCGCACCAGCAGCAGGAGUCCCCGCUCCCGACCAUAACGCAUUGCGCAGGGUGCACCACCGCCUGGUCUCCCUGCAGCUUUAACAGCCCUGACAUGGAAACCCCAUUGCAGUUCCAGCGCGGCUUCUUCUCGGAGCAGCCGCCGCCGCCGCCGCGCUCCUCACACCUGCAUUGCCAGCAGCAGCAACAGAGCCAGGACAAGCCGUGCCCGCCCUUCGCGUCCCUCCCGCACCCUCAGCACCACCCGCACCUCGCGCACCAGCAGCCGGGCAGCGGCGGCAGCAGCCCAUGCCUCCGGUGCAACAGCUGCGCCUCCUCCGGUGCCCCGGCGGCGGGGGCGGGGGCGGGGGAUAACCUGUCCCUGCUGCUCCGCACCUCCUCGCCCGGCGGCGCCUUCCGGACCCGCACCUCCUCGCCGCUGUCGGGCUCGUCGUGCUGCUGCUGCUGCUCGUCGCGCCGGGGCAGCCAGCUCAAUGUGAGCGAGCUGACGCCGUCCAGCCAUGCCAGUGCGCUCCGGCAGCAGUACACGCAGCAGCCGGCGUCCGCCUCCCAGUACCACCAGUGCCACAGCCUGCAGCCCGCCGCCAGCCCCACGGGCAGCCUCGGCAGUCUGGGCUCGGGGCCCCCGCUCUCGCACCACCACCACCACCCGCACCCGGCGCACCACCAGCACCACCAGCCCCAGGCGCGCCGCGAGAGCAACCCCUUCACCGAAAUAGCCAUGAGCAGCUGCAGGUACAACGGGGGCGUCAUGCGGCCGCUCAGCAACUUGAGCGCGUCCCGCCGGAAUCUGCACGAGAUGGACUCGGAGGCGCAGCCCUUGCAGCCCCCCGCGCCCGUCGGAGGAGGCGGCUGCGCGUCCUCGCCGUCUGCAGCCGCCGCCGCCGCCGCUUCGUCCUCAGCCCCGGAGAUCGUGGUGUCUAAGCCGGAGCACAACAACUCCAAUAACCUGGCGCUCUACGGAGCCGGCGGCAGCGGCAGCGCUGGAGGCGGCGGCGGCGGUGGCGGCGGCGGCGGCAGCGGGCAUGGCAGCGGCAGUGGCACCAAGUCCAGCAAAAAGAAGAACCAGAAUAUCGGCUACAAGCUGGGCCACCGGCGCGCCCUUUUCGAGAAGCGCAAGCGGCUCAGCGACUACGCGCUCAUCUUCGGCAUGUUCGGCAUCGUGGUCAUGGUCAUCGAGACCGAGUUGUCGUGGGGCGCCUAUGACAAGGCGUCACUGUAUUCCUUAGCUCUGAAAUGCCUUAUCAGUCUCUCCACAAUCAUCCUGCUCGGGCUGAUCAUCGUGUACCACGCCAGGGAAAUACAGUUGUUCAUGGUGGACAAUGGAGCAGAUGACUGGAGAAUAGCCAUGACUUAUGAGCGUAUUUUCUUCAUCUGCUUGGAAAUACUGGUGUGUGCUAUUCAUCCCAUACCUGGGAAUUAUACGUUCACAUGGACGGCCCGGCUUGCCUUCUCCUAUGCCCCAUCCACAACCACCGCUGAUGUGGACAUUAUUUUAUCUAUACCAAUGUUCUUAAGACUCUAUCUGAUUGCCAGAGUCAUGCUUUUACAUAGCAAACUUUUCACUGAUGCCUCCUCCAGAAGCAUUGGAGCACUUAAUAAGAUAAACUUCAAUACACGUUUUGUUAUGAAGACUUUAAUGACUAUCUGUCCAGGAACUGUACUCUUGGUUUUUAGUAUCUCCUUAUGGAUAAUUGCCGCAUGGACUGUCCGAGCGUGUGAAAGGUACCAUGAUCAACAGGAUGUUACGAGCAACUUCCUCGGAGCGAUGUGGUUGAUAUCAAUAACUUUUCUCUCCAUUGGUUAUGGGGACAUGGUACCUAACACAUACUGUGGGAAAGGAGUCUGUUUGCUCACUGGAAUCAUGGGUGCUGGUUGCACAGCCCUGGUGGUAGCUGUCGUGGCAAGGAAGCUAGAACUUACCAAAGCAGAAAAACACGUGCACAAUUUCAUGAUGGAUACUCAGCUGACUAAAAGGGUGAAAAACGCAGCUGCCAAUGUACUCAGGGAAACAUGGCUAAUUUAUAAAAAUACAAAGCUAGUAAAAAAGAUAGAUCAUGCAAAAGUAAGAAAACAUCAACGAAAAUUCUUGCAAGCUAUUCAUCAAGCCCGGAAAUUAAGAAGUGUAAAAAUGGAGCAGAGGAAGCUGAAUGACCAAGCCAAUACCUUGGUGGACCUGGCAAAGACCCAGAACAUCAUGUAUGACAUGAUUUCUGACCUAAAUGAGCGGAGCGAAGACUUUGAGAAGAGGAUUGUUACCGUGGAAACAAAGCUAGAGACUUUGAUUGGCAGCAUCCACGCUCUCCCAGGGCUCAUCAGCCAGACCAUCCGGCAGCAGCAGAGAGAGGUCAUGGAGGCUCAGAUGGAGAACUACGAGAAGCACGUCCCCUACAACGCUGAGCGGUCCCGGUCCUCGUCCAGGAGACGGCGGUCCUCCUCCACGGCGCCACCAACUUCAUCAGAGAGUAGCUAGAAGAGAAUCAGUUAACCACAAAAUAAGACUUUUUGCCAUCAUAUGGUCAAUAUUUUAGCUUUUAUUGUAAAGCCCCUAUGGUUCUAAUCAGCGUUAUCCGGGUUCUGAUGUCAGAAUCCUGGGAACCUGACACUAAGUUUUAGGCCAAAAUGAGUGAAAACUCUUUUUUCUUUUCCUUUCAGAUGCACAAGGAAUGCACCUCUUAUUGCUAUAUAGAUUGUUCCUCCUGUAAUUUCACUAACUUUUUAUUCAUGCACUUCAAACUUUACUACUACAUUAUAUGAUAUAUAAUAAAAAGAAAAGUUAAUUUCUGCA